Messenger RNA from Chrysoperla carnea, 1169 nucleotides. Its product is annotated as MYG1 protein-like. The record is from RefSeq and is a predicted model, not a curated record. Gene Ontology annotation, cellular component: cytoplasm; nucleus. Bases 75 to 1169 code for a protein of 364 amino acids. NCBI's taxonomy places the organism in Eukaryota, Metazoa, Arthropoda, Insecta, Neuroptera, Chrysopidae. The transcript has 4 exons.
GUUUGUUUUCACUUGUUUUAUUUAAUUAGUUCUAGAAUUCUUUUCAGUAUCAAUUUAACUGCAGUUUGUCAACAAUGCAAUCCGGGUUUACAUUUAAGGAACCAAUUACAAUAGGAACCCAUGACGGUGUAUUUCACGCUGAUGAGGCGUUAGCCUGCUACUUACUACAAAAAAUACCACAACUAAAAAAUGCAAAAAUUAUUCGGACUCGUGACCCUAACGUUUUAGAUAAGUGUACGAUUCUUGUUGAUGUUGGCGAUAUUUACGAUCCAAAACGGCACAGAUAUGACCACCAUCAUCGAGAUUUUACGCAUACUCUAUGUUCAAUUCGCCCAGAAUAUCCUAAUAAAAAAAUUAUAAAGCUGAGUUCCGCUGGUUUAAUUUAUGCACACUUUGGUAAAGAAAUUAUCUCACAAAUUUUAAGUAAUUCAAAAUUAACCAAAGGUGAUUUCAAAUUAGUAUAUUUACAUGUGUACGAAGAUAUUGUAGAAGAACUUGAUGGUAUCGAUAAUGGAAUAAAACAAUGUAAAGCAGGAACAGUAUUUCGAAUUCAUACUAAUGUCUCUAACAGAGUAGAUAAAUUAAAUCCAUAUUGGAAUUCAUCUACGGCUGUGAAUAUACAAGAAUUGUUUUACAAAGCUAUGGAACUGGUCGGGAAGGAAUUUGAAGAAGCUGUUUUAUAUAGAGCAAAUGUUUGGUUACCUGCUCGACAUUUGGUUAAAGAAUCAAUCGAAAAACGAUUCGAUGUUCACAAAACUGGCGAAAUUAUCGAAUUAGCAAACAGAUGUCCAUGGAAAGAACAUUUACGUACUUUAGAAAAGGAAUUGAGAAUUAUAGGAAAAAUUAAAUUUGCUAUCUUCCAAGAUUGCACGGGUGAAUGGCGAGUACAAGGUGUACCGGAUGGUAGGAAUUGCAGAGUUCUCCUUCGCGAUGAUUGGAAAGGUUUUAGACAUGAAGAACUCAGUAAAAAAUCUGGAAUUCUUCAUUGCACAUUUGUCCAUGCUGAUGGAUUCAUUGGGGGAAAUUUAUACCGGGAUGGCGUGUUGGAAAUGGCUAAAAGAAGUUUAAAUUAUCAUAAGAAAAUGAAACAGCAACAACAGAACAAGUUUAAAAGUAAAAAAUUAAAUGAUAAUAGAGAACAUUUAAAAAAAUUAAAUUUGUCCAAUUAA